Messenger RNA from Nycticebus coucang (slow loris), 660 nucleotides. Its product is annotated as cyclin-dependent kinase 1-like. Gene Ontology annotation, cellular component: nucleus. The transcript has 2 exons. Lineage: Eukaryota; Metazoa; Chordata; Mammalia; Primates; Lorisidae. The record is from RefSeq and is a predicted model, not a curated record. The coding region runs from base 1 to 558 and encodes 185 amino acids. Gene Ontology annotation, biological process: mitotic G2 DNA damage checkpoint signaling; protein phosphorylation; G2/M transition of mitotic cell cycle. Gene Ontology annotation, molecular function: RNA polymerase II CTD heptapeptide repeat kinase activity; ATP binding; cyclin-dependent protein serine/threonine kinase activity.
AUGAAGAAAAUCAGACUAGAAAGUGAAGAGGAAGGGGUUCCUAGCACUGCAAUUCGGAAAAUUUCUCUAUUAAAAGAACUUCGCCAUCCAAAUAUAGUCAGUCUUCAAAAUGUGCUUGUGCAGGAUUACAGAUUAUAUCUCAUCUUUGAAUUUCUUUCCAUGGACCUCAAGAAAUACUUGGAUUCUAUCCUUCCUGGUCAGUUCAUGAAUUCUUCACUUGUUAAGAUAACACUCUGGUACAGAUCCCCAGAAGUAUUGUUGGGAUCAGCUCGUGACUCAACUCCAGUUGACAUUUGGAGUUUAGGCACCAUAUUUGCAGAACUAGCAACUAAGAAACCACUUUUCCAUGGGGAUUCAGAAAUUGAUCAACUCUUCAGGAUUUUCAGAGCUUUGGGCACUCCCAAUAAUGAAGUGUGGCCAGAAGUAGAAUCUUUACAGGACUAUAAGAAUACAUUUCCCAAGUGGAAACCAGAAAGUCUAGCGUCCCAUGUCAAAAACUUGGAUGAAAAUGACUUAGAUUUGCUCUCAAAAAUGUUAGUCUAUGAUCCUGCCAAAUGAAUUUCUGGCAAAAUAGCAUUGAAUCAUCCAUAUUUUAAUGAUUUGGACAAUCAGAUUAAGAAGAUGUAACUUUCUGACAAAAAGUUUCCACGUUCCAGAUAG